This is a messenger RNA of Haliotis rubra (blacklip abalone), 1173 nucleotides long. RefSeq lists its product as uncharacterized. The record is from RefSeq and is a predicted model, not a curated record. The coding region runs from base 424 to 999 and encodes 191 amino acids. NCBI's taxonomy places the organism in Eukaryota, Metazoa, Mollusca, Gastropoda, Lepetellida, Haliotidae. The transcript is spliced from 3 exons.
UGUAGUUAGAUACAGGCGUCCAUUCUUAUUCCAUUGAAAGUAUGAUACAAACUCGCGACUUCAUCUGUUGACUACCGCAAGCUCGCACACAUCUCAGUAUUGACCAUAUGCUUCGUCUUUUGUUCGACCGAUCAAUAUAAACUGCUGCAUCUUUAUUAAAAACAAAUCAUCGAGAAGACGACAGAAAGUCUCCAGCAUUGAAAAUGUAUAAUGCAUGUGUGUGUUAAGGGUGCUUAGUGAGAAUACUUACUGAAUGAUCCAAUACAACUUGAUCUUUCUGUUGAGACUGCUCAGAAAACAACCGACGAUGAGAGGAACGUUUCUACUUCUACUUUUACCAACUCUUGCAGUAGCUGAAACAUGUGACCCCUUUUCGGCAACAAAAGCUGAUGCUUAUAACGACAAAAAAAUUCCCAAUCGGAAAUGUGGACUGUGAACAAUCUGACCAAGGCUGAAUGUAUGUUCGAGUGUCUGAAGGACAAAUAUUGUGUCAGCUUCCACUUCAGUCCUUUGGGACCAAUUUGCGUGGCUCUACGGGAACGGUUUGAGGGAUCCAGCGUUGCCUCCACGAACGCCCUUGGUUAUCACCUCUAUCAAACUGAUAAACCGUUGACCAAGGUAGGGUCCGACUGUGAGCUGAAAGUGGACUGUGCGUCUCUCCCUAACUCCCACUGCAACGACGGAGUCUGCAGGUGUGACGUGGGCUACGGACCGGACGGAGACAUGUGCCGCAUCCUCACGGAAUGUUCCACCUUCAGCAAUAACUUCACACUCUACAAGAAGCUGGCCAUCGGGGAUCACGACAUUUUGAACCGUCCGUCAUCUAACUACGAAUCCUGUCCCGAAGCCUGUAUCACCACGGCCGGGUGUAAGUCGGCUGACUUGGAUUUCCAAUAUAACGUCUGCUACAUGAACACCCACACCUGGCUGGGAGUGCCUGUCACCGCGAAUCACGACAGCUUAACAUUUGACUUCUUCCAGCGGGAAUGCCUUUGGUAACCGACAAGGCGUUUAUUAACAUCUGACGAUUUAUUAUUCUACAUGGGUAGGGUUUAAUCAUCUUAAAGAUAUGUUCCAAAACAUAACUAAUUUCUACAAAAAUAUUGUUCGUUUGAAUUUUCGCAAGCCCUGGAGACUGUUCUAUGUACAAAAAGAGAAAGAAAAGAAGUACAU